AUGAGGCGUGACAAUAUUUUCAGACCGGUUAGUGCAGGCGGUCUUGGCCUGGUUCACCUUUAUGUUAGACAAUUAGUGUCUCGUUUCGUCUUUUUUCGCGACUGUUCUCAUCCAUUACUUCGGGCAUUCUUGCAAGUUAAUCUCGUCAACGUUUUACCAAAUUUAGUAAUUUCGACAAAUUUUGCUUCACAUCCAUAUUUGCAGGGAUUCAUGCGUGAAGUGUGUCUCUCAGUGCGUUUUCUUGCAGUGAGGUUCUCAAAUGAGUACUUAUUCUCUAUCUCAAGGAAAAAUCUGUAUAAAGAUCUAAUUGAUAUGCUUUUUAAACCUCCGUUAUACCGAUCGCUGUACAUCGGCUUACCUGGAGAUGACGUCCUUACACGGGUCUGUAAAAUGCCUAUUCCUCCUCACACUAAAACAUUCUUCUUCAAAGUGCACACUGAAACGUUACCUGUUAAAACCUGGUUAAAUCGGAAAGGAAUCUUUGUAUCUUCGAUAAACUGUCGUCUCUGUAAUGUACCGGAAACCAUAGAACACUGUUUUAUUGAUUGCAAGGAUGCCAUAUUGUUUUGGGACGUUCUCCAAAGGACUUUAAAAAAGGAUUUUGAUAUGAAUGCUUAUACAAUACGAUAUCUGAUACAACCUCAAUGUGACGAUGUGCCUUUUGAUGUGCUCCUGCUUAUGGCGUUGCACAGUUUAUGGAAAACUCGCAUGCUAGAUCGGAAUGCAGAACCAAUUGUAUCUUCGAAGUCACAUUUCAUUCGGAUGAUUUCACAGCUG
Dermacentor silvarum is the source of this 777-nucleotide messenger RNA. RefSeq lists its product as uncharacterized. The transcript has a single exon. The record is from RefSeq and is a predicted model, not a curated record. The annotation marks the transcript as partial. NCBI's taxonomy places the organism in Eukaryota, Metazoa, Arthropoda, Arachnida, Ixodida, Ixodidae.